Molecule: messenger RNA, 772 nt
Organism: Austrofundulus limnaeus
Lineage: Eukaryota; Metazoa; Chordata; Actinopteri; Cyprinodontiformes; Rivulidae
Gene: mrps11
Product: mitochondrial ribosomal protein S11
Exons: 6
Coding region: 111-701 (196 amino acids)
Biological process (GO): translation
Cellular component (GO): ribosome
Molecular function (GO): structural constituent of ribosome
Source: RefSeq, a predicted model, not a curated record
ACUUAGUGGUUCAGUCUGAAUGUGCUGCGCCUUUGCGUCUCCUACAAUAACACGUUUGUUUCCGAAACUGCUUUAGACUUAACUGUACAUUUUGUAUGAGUCUAUAAAGCAUGUUUAAUUUCAGGUGUGUUUUGCAUAAUUCCGUCCGUACCGUCUGUCGACAGCUAGCUGCCUCGCUAAACGGAAAUGGGACUUCCCUGGUUGGGGGAGGAAGGAUGCCUCUACAGAGAUCAYUACAGAGCAGCGCUGUGAGACUUCAGGAGGAAGAAGCGUCGGAGGAAAAAUCAAAGAGCUUCACAUAUUUUCCUCCUCUGCCUGGUCAAGACAGCCCACUGAGAUGGAAUGGGAUGAAGUUUGAAGAGCUACCAAUUCUUCACAUUAAGGCUACAUUUAACAACACACACAUCAUGCUAACAGACUGCGCGGGUCAGUAUAUUGAGAGGACAUCCUGCGGCAGAGAGGGCUUCAAGAACAUUAAGAAGUCGACGCCCAUCGCUGCUCAGACUGCAGGCAUCUCCAUCGCCACUAAAGCCACAGAAAAGGGAGUCAAGUUUGUUCGUGUUGUAGUCAAAGGUCUUGGUCAAGGACGCCUGUCUGCAAUCAAAGGCUUGGCGAUGGGAGGCCUGGAGGUAGUAUCGAUCACUGACAACACCCCCCUGCCGCACAAUGGAUGCCGCCCACGUAAAGCCAGGAGGUUGUGAUGUCUGAGUACCGGAGUGCUUUGAAGAAGCUGUUAACUCGUCGUAUGCUAAUAAAGUAUUUUUACGUGGAA